Molecule: messenger RNA, 3341 nt
Organism: Zea mays
Lineage: Eukaryota; Viridiplantae; Streptophyta; Magnoliopsida; Poales; Poaceae
Product: Protein NBR1-like protein
Exons: 7
Coding region: 490-3018 (842 amino acids)
Molecular function (GO): protein binding; zinc ion binding
Source: RefSeq, a predicted model, not a curated record
GUAGGCAACGCACGCGGACGCGGUCCAGCGGGCGAGAAGAUCCCCGACUUGCGCCCAAAGAAGAUACAGGAUCAAGGAUUUUUAACCGCAGUUUUCUAUUCCACGACCUUAUCCACACCAGCAGAUUCGAAAUUCACGGACAGGCCCAUGGACCCGGCGAAAGCCAGCGGUGGUUCAGCCCCUGACGUGCGGGUCCCACUCUCCAGCCGCACCGCCUAGAGAGGCAGAGGCAUCCCUUCGCGUGGAAGCAAACGAGGCGUGAUAAAGUGGGGCUCCUCGGUCCCGGCGUUGGCCGCAUCGACACUCGCCGCGCACCACCACCACCGCUGCGGCUCACGGCUACGCAGCCCGCUCUCCCGACCCCCCCGUGCCCUCCUCUUUUUGCUACUAGCACAUAGAGUUUCGCCCGAAUCGAUCGCCGACUGACUCCGCUAGGGUUCGGCCCGAUCGCCGCUUCGUCCUCCCGGCUCCCGCGGGGACCCCGCCGAGAUGUCUGACUGGAGCUCGCCGGCUGCGCCGACGUUCUUCCCUUUUGGCCCGCAGGCCGAGGGGUGGGACGUCACCUUCAAGGUCAAAUAUGGUGAUACACUUAAAAGGUUUUAUGGUUGUGCCAAUGGGAGUCAUUUUGACAUGAAUUUAUCUGCUCUACGGGCGAGGAUUGAUACUGCCUUUAAGUUUGGUCCUGACGUUGACUUUGUUCUGACUUACACCGAUGAGGAUGGUGAUAUUGUCAUGCUAGAUGAUGAUGAUGACUUGCGUGAUGCAGCUCUCCGUCAGAGAUUAAACCCUCUCAGGAUUACUGUUCAACUGAAGAAAAAUCAACCAACUGAAAAAAAAGAUACUUCUGCACCAGUGAAAUCCGCUGCUCAGGAUCCACUAUCCCAGUUAAUGUCAGCUAUUGAAGGUUUGAAGCCUGUUCAGGAAGAUAGUCUGGCCCAUAUAAAAUCAGCUAUUGGUGAAGCAAUCAAGUCUAUCCCAGAGCCAAUACCUGAUGCCCUUGCAAAACUUUCUCAUGAAAUACUUGAUGCAGCACCACCACCAUUAGCUGAGCUGAUGAAACCUUUUGCACAAUUGAUGGCACCAAACAAUAAUGGCAAUGGGCCAUCUGAUGUGCAUGCUGAGGGGUCAUCUAGCUCUUCCAGUGCACAGGUGCCAGCUGAAGCUAAAAAUGAGCCCAAAGUUAGGCCAAGUUUGGGUCUUAAGACCGUGUUGAAAGAGGCUGCUGGACCUGUUCCUAAUGCUGGAGCUUCUCAGGUUCAACAGCCAUUAAUGUAUCCAUCUGUUGAGGAGAUGCUGUUCCCCUGUAAUUCAGUCGACAAAUCUGUUUGCAAAGGGAAGAUUGAUGCUCAAAGUAAGGGAAAAUCUGUUACGUCCUCAGGCAUCCAACCUGCUCCUCAUUCUCUUCGUACUCAUGCCCCACCUCCACCACAUCCGUGCAUUUCAGAAUGGUCCCGAGCACAAAGAAGCCAACACCGUCAAUUGAAAUUUGAAGACAAUGCAAAAGCCACUAAUGAUUCUAGAUGGCGCAUUCCGAUGUAUAAAAUGCCCUAUGCACCACCACCUCCAGCAGUGCCACCCCCAGGCUAUGUACCUUCUCCACAUUUUCCUUAUCCAGGCCGCCUCUUAUCUUCUGGGCAUCCAUACGGAGAUCUCGCUGGUAACAUGGAAAACUCAGCACCACAUAGUCUGCAUAGAUGGAUUCAGUGUGAUGGCUGUGGAGCGCAACCAAUUGUUGGUCCACGUUAUAAAUCUAAUGUGAAGGAAGACUAUGAUUUAUGUGAUUCCUGUUUCCAGCGCAUGGGAAAUGAAAUGGAGUACACCAAAAUAGACAAGCCUAUUUUACCCCACAGGUUUCUAAGAGAUCCCCAUGUGUACCGGAAGGUGCACCAUCCACGGGUUCUAAUGAAGUCAAGACGGGAGAAACUUGAAAGUCGCUUCAUUUUGGAUGUGACUGUUCUUGAUGGAACACUGAUGACACCUUCUACCCCGUUCACUAAGAUUUGGCGCAUGCAUAACAAUGGGUCUGUUGUGUGGCCACGGGGCACACAGCUUGUCUGGGUUGGUGGAGAUCAGUUUGCAUUGCAGACAUCUGUUCCAUUAGAGAUUCCUGUGGAUGGUUUUCCUGUGGACAAAGAGAUUGAUGUUCCUGUUGAUUUUGUGGCACCUACAAGGCCAGGGAGGUACAUAUCUUACUGGAGGUUGGCUUCCCCUUCUGGUCAGAAAUUUGGUCAGCGAGUUUGGGUUCAUAUCCAGGUGGAAGACCCUUCUUUUGUUAAUGACAAUAACAGGAAUGCUGCUAUUAACCUGAAUCUGCCUCCAGAGAGCUAUAGUUCAAACACAACCAACUUAAUUGAUGUGAACAUUGAGCCUGCUGACUCAGCCCUUAGUGCACAUGCUAAGCGCACAAAGGAGUUCCAUUUCUGUUCAACUGAUUUUCCUGAACCCAGUAAGUCUGUGCCUUUUACGUUGGCCACUACCUCUUUGUCUGCAGCAGCUCCUACAAACCAAACUGGUGAUGUUCCCAUGUCCAGUACACCUGCUGCUGCUUGUUUGCCCUCUGUUAAUGUGCCUAUGCAUGAAGUCGUUACUACUCAUACACCGUCACCUAUUACGCCUGUCUUGCCUACAACUAUACACUUUUCAGCCCCAGUAUCUGCUCCUGCAAUUGCCCCUGAGCUUGCAUCAGGGGCUGUUGGUGUGCCUCCACCUGUUAGUGCUGUGGUACCUGAGCUGUCAGAACUGGAUGUUCACAAUGAGGAGAAGUUGCUGAGGGAGCUGGAGGAAAUGGGUUUUAGGCAGGUCGAUCUCAACAAGGAAAUCCUCAGGCAGAACAAUUACAAUCUGGAGCAGUCUGUCGAUGACCUAUGUGGCGUCAAUGAAUGGGAUCCUCUCCUUGCAGAGCUGGAAGAGAUGGGAUUUGAUGACACAGAGAUGAACAAGGAGCUGCUUGCGAAGAAUGAGGGAAGCAUCAAGCGAGCUGUGAUGGAGCUCAUUGCCAGGGAGAAGAAGGACAAGUGAAGAUCGUGUGCUAUCUAAGUAUAUAUUCGUAAAUAAUGAGACGGCUGUGCCACUGCGGUGCAGCCCUGGUGCGUCUCAGAGCUUGCUUAUGGUGAACUCUUCGUGUUAGGUUUCUUCCUUAUAUCUGUCGUGUCUGCGGUGUCGAUGAACUAUCUAGUAUGUGGAGCGUGUGCGUCUCAGCAGUUACCCUGCCAUGCCACGUGGACUGGCUGUCGUGCCUACUGUCUGUUACCAUGUAUAUAUAUAAAAAAUGAUGCGUGGACCAAUGUUUGAUGCUGGCGCUCUUGCCCUCGUGAUAAUGUAUUAGCGGUUGGCUUGUUGCU